GUUUAUUGAAUAACUCGACCAGCGAGGGCUGAAGCCAGCUAGAAAAUGAAGGUUGUAGAUGGUAAGGUUGGUGGCCAAGGGGCCCUAAUCUAGCCCGCUAUUCUUAUAUGCCCUUGCUUCCGUUUGCACCCCCCACAGUACCUACUUAAAGUACAAGUAGGCAGUACCUAGCAGAUGGAUGCUUGACUGCAUGCAUGCACUACUCCCGGGUAGGUACUUAUAUAGUACAUGUAUAAGAGAUCCAUUGUAUGUAUAGCUCCUGUGGCGGAAAAUUCUGCAUGUCCAUCAACCAACUUCUAAUGUAGCAUGCCAUAGGUAUCCUAGCCGUAGUUAUUACAUCAGAAUGAAAACGUGAACAGAUACAUGCACUAACUUAUCCAUGCUACUAGCUUUUCUUCUUCUCUCUCUCCCUCUUUUUUUAGUCAGUGAGCUUAUCGCCUAAGGCUGUGCGCGUCUUUGGGUUGGCUGUGUGGCCGCCUGGUUUCUCCCAUAAUUAAGUAGAUAUCCCAUCCUACUACCCAGUACGUGGGGUGUAAGCUUGCCCCACCACUUUUUUCUCUGCCUACCCAAACUUGCACUCCAUUGUAUCUUCUCCUUUGACGAGACUGAGGGACAAGAGACUUCCUCGUUCUCCACGGCCUGCUACUAAGUUCCAAUCCCUGAGUUGCUAUCAUGGCGGAACAGGAUAACACAGACCUAUACGAGCUUCUCGGCGUCGACAGGUCAGCCGACCAAAAUGACAUCAAGAAGGCCUACCGCAAGCUUGCCUUGAAGCACCACCCUGACAAGGUUCCCGAGGACCAGCGCGAGGACUCCGAGCACAUGUUCAAGCUCGUAACCCAAGCCUACGAGAUUCUUCGAGACGAUGAAAAGCGCGAAAUGUACGACAGGCAUGGAAUGGCUGCGUUCGACCCCAGUAGGGGCGGUGGCAUGGGCGAGGGACCCGAUAUCAACGACAUCCUAGAACAAAUGUUUGGUAUGGGUAUGGGCGGAAUGGGCGGGAUGCCUGGCAUGGGCGGCGCUGGCGGGCCCAGAAGACCGCGUCGCGGACCUGACGAAGAGUCGAAGUACAGCGUCAGUCUAGAGGACCUGUACAAGGGCAAAACAGUCAAGUUCGCCGCCAACAAAUCUGUGGUUUGCGGCACUUGCAAAGGCUCCGGUGGCAAGGAAAAGGUGAAGCCGCAACAGUGCGACCGUUGCAAAGGUAACGGUAUGGUUGAGAUACUCCGUCAGAUGGGCCCAGGCCUAGUUGCCAGAGACACGGCUCCAUGUGACAGAUGCCAAGGAUCGGGCAACUAUUACAAGGAGAAAGACCGUUGCAAGAAGUGCAAGGGAAAGAGGACGAUCCAGGAGACAAAACCCCUGGAAAUCUACAUCCCUCGGGGAGCAUACCAGGGCGAACGCAUCGUCCUGGAAGGCGAGGCCGACCAGCACCCCGAUCAAACGCCAGGCAAUCUUGUCUUCGUUCUUGUUGAGGAGCCGCAUGAGGUCUUCAACCGAGUCGGAAAUGAUCUUUCUGCGGACCUAGAAGUCACCCUAGCCGAAGCCCUCUGUGGGUUCUCGCGUGUCGUCUUGACGCAUCUUGACGGUAGAGGCAUUCACAUCAAUCACCCAAGAGGCAAGGUCUUACGUCCAGGACAAGUGCUGAAGGUCACAGGAGAGGGCAUGCCAUUGAAACGUGGAGACACGAAGGGCGAUCUAUAUCUCAUCGUAAAAGUCGAGUUUCCGGAGGAUGGUUGGCUCAAGGACGACGCUGCCCACGAGUCACUGACGAAGCUGUUGCCCGAACCUGCUCCUAAGAUCGAAGCUAGUGAAGUUGACGACGUCGAGUAUGACGAUGAUGCUGACCUUGACGAGAUGGGAGCUAAUUCGGGUGAUCCACGAUAUGGUGAUGGUUGGGAAGAUGACGAUGAUGAUGAGGGCGGUGCGCAAGCUCAAUGUGCACAACAGUAAUGUAUUAUGAGAUGUAAUCUUUGCUUCGGCGACAGGGCCAUGGAAUCACUACGCAGGUCGAGUUUUGGGUUUCUUUUUUGUUUCUGGGACGACAAUAACGUUCUUCAAGAGCGAUCAGCGAGUCAGCAUCGGCAUCAAUAUCGGCAUAGUCAUCGGCAUAGGUAUGGGAAUAGUGUCGAUUAGGAUAGAGACGAGUGAAGGGAGAAGGCCCUUUCCUUGUGUCUCUUCUGGGAAAUCUGAUAGACCAGAUAGAAAGCCUAGAAGGCAAGACAUGAAUCACCCCUUACGAAGAAUCAAUGAAUUCUAUCUAUGGAAACAACCUUUCAUACUCAAUGAGACUACCCGAAAAUCUACGACAACGCAUACCACAGCAUGUCAUAACAGUAGUUAUUUCU
Messenger RNA from Xylaria bambusicola, 2348 nucleotides. Its product is annotated as DnaJ domain-containing protein. Gene Ontology annotation, molecular function: ATP binding; Hsp70 protein binding. Lineage: Eukaryota; Fungi; Ascomycota; Sordariomycetes; Xylariales; Xylariaceae. Gene Ontology annotation, cellular component: cytoplasm. The record is from RefSeq and is a predicted model, not a curated record. Gene Ontology annotation, biological process: response to heat; protein refolding. The transcript is spliced from 4 exons. The coding region runs from base 673 to 1953 and encodes 426 amino acids.